AUGUCGAUACGCCUACUGGGCGAUCAAAACAUGCUAUUUUAUACUUCUAUGGCAGCAGUUGAUUCAUGGCAGAAUGGCAAGAGGCUACUAGUUGCUACUCAAACAAACAUUCAUCUGCACGAAUUGUUUAUGAUUUCAACCAGUGUCAUGGCGCAAGUAAUUCAGAUCGGUGAAGAGCUUCCAGCGGAGACCAUUACAGCAGAAAAAUCUGUCGUCAAUCCGGUUCUCCUACAAGUCUCGAGCCUUGUUGAUAUGAAUAAGAGAAUUGAUGCUGCAGAACCGGUGCAAAUCGUCAUUCCAGAUAGUACACCGACGUGUACUCAACCAAAAGCGGAGAGUCUUCGCGGUGGCGGUGAUAGUGCUAUCAUACCUAUUGUUGUUUGUUUUCUACUUUUAUGCAUUAUUGGUCUCCUGAUUGGUACUAUUGUCGGUUUUACGACUGGAAAAUCAGCUGUUGGUAUCGGUUGCCUUGUAGUGUUGAUUCUCUGCUGUUGUGGGGGAGGUGGUGGUGGUGGUGCCGCAGCUUCUAGCGGUUAA
Messenger RNA from Adineta ricciae, 537 nucleotides. Lineage: Eukaryota; Metazoa; Rotifera; Eurotatoria; Adinetida; Adinetidae. The record is from the annotation of a GenBank genome assembly.